Messenger RNA from Periconia digitata, 768 nucleotides. Lineage: Eukaryota; Fungi; Ascomycota; Dothideomycetes; Pleosporales; Periconiaceae. The record is from the annotation of a GenBank genome assembly.
GAACCCCUAAAUUCAGAAAUUAUAUCACAACCCACGGUGCGAUUGUCGCCACGCGAUACCAAUAUGAAAGACACUGGUAAAUCGAAGGAUGCGACGAGAGAUUCAGUAUUGCACGAGCCUCAAUCGCAAGCCGACGAACGGAUGAAAAAUAUCGACACGGCCUAUCCUCUUGAUCCUAUCUUAGAAAAGUCUUCGCCGAUCGCUUGCAGCUUCUUUUCUGGACUUGGGAAAAAAGGCCUCCCUGCAGAGAUACGCCAGAUGAUAUAUGACGAAGCAGUAUCCUUUCCCUGGUACCAUUCUAUAUACGAAACACUCAUCACAAGAGACCACUAUAUAGCUUAUGAGAAUACUUCUCUGGCCUUAGCACUUCUUCGCAGCAGCAAUACCUGGGAAGAUGAUGCCUGCAACGCGCCAAAAGUAAAGCUUGCUAUUCAACAGCCCUUUACACUCCACGCAUAUUGGCAAGCGCUAGGUCGUCGAGGGGGUUGUGAACAAGGUUAUCUCAUAGGGUUAUUAAAAGGAAUUGAUGCAGUGUUUGCAAUGGACCAGGAGCAGCAGCGAGCAUCUUCGAUUGAGCCUAGAAAGUGGACUGCACCGCUGGCACCAUCUGUACUCAAGUAUGGUUACUUGAUUCUAAGGUCUUUUCUAAUGCCAGAACACAAUCUAUGGACUUUUAAGAAUAAGGACCGCGAAAACGAAUGGUACCAGAAAAAGCUCCUGGGGCCUUCCUCCAGACGGCUAUAUUGCAUUUACGCCGACGCCCGGUAA